Messenger RNA from Diachasma alloeum, 922 nucleotides. RefSeq lists its product as uncharacterized. The record is from RefSeq and is a predicted model, not a curated record. The transcript is spliced from 4 exons. The coding region runs from base 105 to 677 and encodes 190 amino acids. Lineage: Eukaryota; Metazoa; Arthropoda; Insecta; Hymenoptera; Braconidae.
AACAAAUUUUCGAGUCAGUUUGUCGUUGACCACAGCUCCCAACAGUCAACCCCAAUUGUUUACAUCCCAGAGAACUUCUCACCCAUAAGUCUUUGACAACAAUAAUGGCGCUAUCGUUGGCAAUUGCCCUGGCGGGUUUCAGAGUGAACGACUACGGCACACUUGUGUCACAUUUAACGGGUCACGAUGCACGUGAAGGCAGACCAUCGUCCCCCAGCAGUAGGAGCGAAUCCAGCGGUGUCAGCAGCUUCGCACCCUCCACGAUUCACACCACCGCUCCAUCCUCGCCGUUUUCUUCGAGGCCGGAGACUCCGAAUGACGAUUCCAGUGUUAUCAGUUACAAAUUACCUAAAUUCACAUCACCGAAGAUGUCAGCAAUCGGGACUGGCAGACGGAAGCAAAAGAAGAAGACUCUGGACAGAAAGCCGCGAGGUCAAUGGAUCUCGUCGUCGGAAGAUGAGAACGAGAAGAGGGACAUCCUUGACCUCAUGACUAACAUCAAGAAUUCAGGCUGGAAUGUGACACAUCCCGACGUGUACAAGAGAAGCGUUCGGAGUUUCAUGGAGAACAGGUCCGUUUACUUCCGACUGAGUGAGGAUGCACUCACAGAAGAUUAUCCAGUCAGAGAAUGCAAACAGUGCAAUUUUCGUGAGCCCUCGCCAUACUUAUGCAGAUGAAUUUUGUAAUUUCACUCCGUCGACGACAAACUACAGAUUAUCAAGGAAAGCGGCAGCCGGUCAAUUAAACGGAAAUUGAGAAUGAUACAAAAUUAAAGAUAAGAGGAAAUGCAAAGACGAUGAUGUUGAUAAUACAUCGAACAAUGUGAUAAUAACGCAGACAUUUAGUGUUCACGUAUGAAAAAAUUACAUGGAAAAACCUAGUGAAUUCCUUAGACUAAUUCUAUUGGAUUUCUAGUAGUUUU